Molecule: messenger RNA, 504 nt
Organism: Ascochyta rabiei
Lineage: Eukaryota; Fungi; Ascomycota; Dothideomycetes; Pleosporales; Didymellaceae
Exons: 2
Coding region: 1-504 (167 amino acids)
Biological process (GO): SRP-dependent cotranslational protein targeting to membrane
Cellular component (GO): signal recognition particle, endoplasmic reticulum targeting
Source: RefSeq, a predicted model, not a curated record
AUGCCGUACCUCAACACCAGUACCGAGUGGUACGAGCAAUCUUCGUUACUGCUGAAAGCGAGGCCAACAAGUACACGCAUCACAUCCAAAUACACGGUCCUGAAGCCCUCGGCCUCGAAGGUUAAGAAGCGCGAGAAGUACGCAGCGAAACAAGCAGCAAAGCCUGCCAACACUUCACGUACAUCGUCACCACCACCGCAAUCGCAGAACCCCCAAGAAGUCACAGCGACCUUCGUUCUGAAAACGUACGACCCAGUUUCGGGGACUUGUCUGCAGUAUGAAACAACCAAGGCUGCGGAGGUAGGGAGGUUGGUCAGCAGCUUGGGCAGGCUAGGGCGCGAAAUGGCCGCAUUACCAGAAGCUAUUGAGGACCUGAGCGCACCACAAGAUGCUGGUGUCGCAACGCCGAAGGUAGAUGAGCAAGGGGAUGCGAAGAUGGGCGGUGUGCCAGUACCAGCGGCUGCAGGUACAGGUGGUAAGAAGAAAAAGAAGGGCAAGAAAUGA